Molecule: messenger RNA, 4555 nt
Organism: Drosophila busckii
Lineage: Eukaryota; Metazoa; Arthropoda; Insecta; Diptera; Drosophilidae
Cellular component (GO): plasma membrane
Molecular function (GO): protein binding
Source: RefSeq, a predicted model, not a curated record
AUGCUUAAGACAGUUUGCUGCAACAAUUUGUGGCGCAUGUUGCAGUUGCGCGCUGUCACAUUGUCCGCUGUUGCAGCUGGACCGCUCUGGCGCCAUUUAGAAGCCGCAUUAAUCAAUUUUACCGUCGCUGCAACAGCCAGCAGCAGCAGCAAGUCGCAGCACGCGAAACUGAAAGCUGCCUCCAGGACCAGCAGACAUUCAUUUACAAUAAUGACAUUAAAAUGGCGUCAGAAAUACAAAAGCAGAAAAAGGCCAAAGAAACUGAAACAACGUGCAACAGACACUGCCGCAACAAACAGAAACAGACUGAGUGAAUUAACGAGCAUGAGGCAGCAGCAGCAGCAGCAACGCAGCUUGUGGCAGUCAAAUGAGCGCCACAAAACGUCACACAAAAUGUUUCAAGCGCUGCAGCAACAAAUGCAAUACAAUGUCAUACAAUUAAGGCUUCCAACUACAGCAACAACAGGCAACGUCAGCCAGCAGCAGCAGCAGCACCAACAACAACAUUGAUGGCUACUCUGCUUAGCUGCUGUUGUUGCAGCAGCAGCUGCAGCAUCCUCGGCUGCCAACAAUCCUGCCAAUUUGCAAGGCGCCGCUGCCGCUGUCGCCGCUGCAGCUUGCUCGCUGUCCGAGUUCAGUUGCUCCAACGGACGCUGCGUACCGAUCAGCAAAUUCUGCAACAACAACAACGACUGCGGCGAUGGCAGCGAUGAGCCGCGCUUCUGCACACGCUGCAAUCGCACUUAUUAUGGCGAUAUCGGCCAGACUUAUGCGCUGGAGCUGCAUCGUCCCAAGCAGGAUCGUGUGCCAUUUGUAUGUGUGCUCACCUUUACGGCAGCGGGUGGACAACAUGGCGAUGUGGUGCAGGUGACGCUGGAUAGCUUUACGAUUGGCCGCUUCACCAGCUACGUGCACGAAGGCUGCCCGGAUGGCUAUAUGCAAAUCGCCGAAACAGCUCGCACGCCCAUUGGCGGCAUGUGGUGCGGCACCUCGUGGGGACCAGUUUUAUUCUACAGCGAGACGCGCUCGCUAAUAUUCACCAUCAAGCUAAACAGACUGGCGCGGGAUCAAAGCGGUUAUAACUUUGACUUUCGCAUUAGGUACAAGGUGCUGUCAAAGGACAGCUCGGUGACACGCUAUGGCGGCAUUAAGCUCACGGAGCUCAGUCAGUGGCACAAUCGCAGCCACAAGAAAAGAAGCAGAAAGCAGCAGCAGCAGCAGGCACAGGCCGGUGCUUUGGAGGACUUUACUAAUUCGAGCGGUGCGCGCUCGGAUCGUUAUGGCCAGGACUUUAGCUUGUUUAGCGCUUAUGCCAACAAUAAAACGUUUAUGGACUCGCUGGAGAAGCCGCUGCCCAAGGACAACCAGAACUACACUGAACCCAAAUAUUAUUUGGGCGACCUUAUACCAGGCACUUACUGCUCCCGCAUCUACAGCGACUGCGACAAGAAAGCGUGUCGCCUGCAAUCGCCCAACUAUCCGGGCAUCUAUCCACGCAACCUCACCUGCUAUUAUGCAGUGCGACAGCACGAUGUGCCCCAUGGCAAGCAUGCGCUGAUUCUAGUUAAACAGCCCAAGGGCAAUCUGGUUUGGAUUUCGACACAGGAAACGGCUGCCACCAACAAAAUGGCACCGCCGCCCAGCGCCAACGACAAGGACAAAAAAUUUGAGCCACGACUUAAAACAUGGAACGACUGCGAUUACAUUCAGGUAAUUAAUACUGUAUACGAUGGCUACACCACACGUGACCCCAUCAUAUUGAAGUUUUGUGGCGGCGGUCAGGCAGUGCCUGCGGCGGUCUCCAGCGGCCCCGAGCUGCUGGUCGAGUUCAGCACGUCGCCGUUUGGCACCUUUACGGGCACCUCCUCGCAGGUGCUGCCGCUUUACGGCUUUCAGCUCGAGGUUGAAGUGCAGUUCGUGGACAUACAAAGCCCCACGUACUCGAAGAAUAAGAAGCCCUGUGAGUUCUGGAUACGUGGCGCUGGUCGUGGCAUACUCGAGAAUCCGAAGCAUUCGCUGGCGCCCAACUCCACUUGCCUCUACCAUUUGCAAGGCAUGGGCGUGUUCAAGACCUUUGACCAUCUGAGCUUGUCGCGCCGCACCAACAGCCAAGCGGGCAUGCAUCCACCUGUGUCCAGGUUUAAAGUAUGGAUAUCUAUGCUAAAGUUCAAUUUGGAUCCCGAGUUUGGGCAAAUCGACGAGACUUCGGUGGGGGCCAUUGGCGUGCUGCAGACUCAAGAGGAUUGCAGCGGCAUGCUGCGCAUCUGGGAUGGCACACUACGUGAAGCGCCUGUCUGCAAGGAUCUCAAUUGCGCCAGCGCCGAGACCAGCAACUACAACUCGCUUGGCCACUACACACACAACUCCACGAAUGUCAUAGCGCGCUUCUGUCGCGGCACCAUACCACGCACCUGCGAUCGCUCGAACAUAAACGAAACCUACGCCAGGCCCUGCACCAUCUCCGAGAGCUAUGUGUCCAGCAACGAUGCCAUAACGCUCGAGCUGCGCAACACCGAGUCCACAGUGCUGCGUCCGUUGGACUUUAAGCUGAAGUAUGAGUUUAUUGAUCUGCAUCAGGAUGGGCUACCGCAGGGCGGUGGCGAGCUGGACUGCAAUCGCAAGUUUGUGAGCAGUCUCAUGGAUCGCAAGGAUCCCGCCAUCUUUCGCAGCGUGCGCAACAUUUUUCUGUUUGGGCGCGGCGGCACGCGUCAUCUCAAGUGUGUCUAUCGCUUUGAGGCGCAGCGUACCGAACGUGUCAGAAUCAAACUGCGCAAGGUAACCACAUCGAACAGACCUUGCUACUCGAAAGUAGACGAAGAUAUCAAUCGCUCCUUUUGCUAUGGUGACACCAAUGUGCGCGUUGAGAUCUUUGAGCGUCCGUCGCAAGACUCUAUUUUGUUGCAUCGCGGCUGUCUUUGCAACAGCUCCAAUGAGUCGCACUCCGUGGAAUACACUUCGACGAGCUCACGCGUAGAAGUGCACUUUACGGCGGAUAACAUGACCACACUCGACGAUCCGGAUACUGCUAACUUUGAGGGCAUGUUUGAGUUUGUCAAGGCGCCCACCAGCUGCAAGGAUGGCAGACGCAAGUUUGGACCCAGCGGCACCAUAGACAUGACCUUUGGUGAUAUUGAAUGUCGCUCCAGACCUUGGCUCAUUGAACCCAUUGGCAACAAGUUUUUGUAUGUGCGACUCAAGGCAAUCUUUCUGAGCAAACACAAUCCCAAGAAGACACUGAAUACCACCUAUGUGGCGCCCAACACCUGGCGCUGCGAAACAAAGUCACGCGCUGUGCUUACCACAUAUGAAGGCUUAACUAUUGUUGCAUGUCCGCUUAGCCCUGACUCGAGUGCUUAUGAAUUUGUGGAGAUCUUUAGCUCUGGCUGGAACGAACGUCCCAACUUUGCGCUCAUCAAUCGCUCGAGAGCCAUCAGUGUGGAGUUCUUGCGUCCCACCAAUGGCGAGUUUACCUUUAAUUGGAUGGAAAUAUUGCCCAGACCCACGCUAAGCAUAGCUGAGGAUUGUCAAUACAAGUGCGCCGAGCUGGGCGCCUGCGUUAAUGCGAGCGUCUGGUGCGAUGGCAUUGUGCACUGUCCCUCGGCUGAUGAUGAGACCUUCCUGCAGUGCUCGGCCAUAAUGAAACUACCCAUCGAACUACUUGCUACGCUCUGUCUGAUUUUUGUGCUCACGUGUUGUGCUUUUGUCGCCUCGGCUUACAAAAAAAUCAAACGCAAGCUGCGCGGCUCCUCGGUGCUGCAGACGCGUCUAAAGUCGCUUAGCUCCAUGGAUACAGCGGUGCUGGAUGAAAAGGAGAAAAAAAUCAUCGUUGAGACCAAGACCUAAGGCUUGGGAGCAACAAACAGUGCGCAACAACAACAACGAGGCUGGAGUCAGCUGAGGAUCGUUGAUUCACAGACAAGACAACAGAGAGAUCAGUGACAAGUCGCUAAACGUUAAACUCAACUUUCAAGAAUUGUAAAUAAAUGCCAAUGAGAACAAAUAGAAAAUGUAUAAUAAUUUUACACAGCGCGUUUUAUUUAUAUUGAUUCGCAUCUGUAUAUCUUAAGUUACACUCGAAAAAAGAGAAACAUCAAACUCUGACAAUAAAACUCCUAAAUCUUUCACACUACACAGUUGCUCUUUGACAAAAAAACAAAAAUCAUUUAAUAAUGCUUAGUAGACAACAUAAUACAAUACAUACAUAUAUCUAUGGUUCUUGAGAUCGGAAUCCUUAGAUUUGCUUCAUUGAAUACAUAUACAUACAAUUAAUAGUUGAACUAAUCGCAUUAAACAAAAGAUAAUACACUUAAAUGCAAUCAUAUAAAAAUAUUUUCGUUUAGCUUAAAUCAGUUAUCAGAUAUAAUUAGGCAAAUACAAUUAAUUAUAUAUAAUGUGCAUCGAUCUCACAUACGGACUGAGGCAAUGACACUGGCAAAUACAUACACCGAACCUGGGAUGAGCGUUAAAGGGUUCGAUUUUUUAAAUUAAAACUAGUUUAAAUAUAAAAACCUAAAGAAAUUAAACCAAACAGUAACUCAACAUAAGCUAAAUUUGA